Molecule: messenger RNA, 753 nt
Organism: Leptosia nina
Lineage: Eukaryota; Metazoa; Arthropoda; Insecta; Lepidoptera; Pieridae
Source: the annotation of a GenBank genome assembly
AUGACUGACGUGGCGAAGAAGUUUUCCAAUUUCCAGGUUCAGGAUUACAAAGAUUCUCUCAAACAAAAGGCUGAGCAUCUUAUCAUAAAAGGAUUUCCAGAGAAGAUUGUUAAACUAAAUGAGCUUUUAGAGACUCCAAACUUUGAAAAUAGAGAAUUAGUAGAUGUUCACCAGGACCUAAACAUUCCAGUACCGCCUCCUAUUCAAGCAGUCAAUGAGCCUAAUGCUAAAAGACCAAGAGUUGAUUCAUCUGAAAUUUCCAGCAAUACAACAUUAGAGGGCACAAGGGUUUACGCUCUGCCAAAUGGAAGCGUCCCUUGUAAUAAACCUCUUAGUGACCUUAUUCACCUUGUUAAACCUCACAUUAGAGAAUUAAUUGAGGAUUCUAAUCUACUCAAAAUGUGGAUUUCAUUCAUGAUUCCAAAAAUUGAGGAUGGCAACAACUUUGGAGUAUCAAUACAAGAAGAUACAUUAGCAGAAGUCCAAUCAGUUGAGUCCGAGGCUGCAGCGUUCUUUGAUCAAAUUUCCAGAUAUUUUAUAUCAAGAGCUAAAAUAGUUUCAAAGGUUGCUAAAUAUCCACAUAUCGAGGAUUACAGAAGAGCAGUCAAAGAACUAGAUGAAAAGGAGUACAUCUCCUUAUGGCUGGUGAUGUGUGAAAUCCGCAACCGCUACUGUUCACUGCACGAUAUUGUCAUCAAGAACUUGGAGAAAAUCAAAAAGCCUCGUUCGUCAAAUGCAGAGACAUUAUAUUAG